Messenger RNA from Nanorana parkeri, 2809 nucleotides. RefSeq names its product calpain 7 (gene CAPN7). Gene Ontology annotation, molecular function: calcium-dependent cysteine-type endopeptidase activity. The record is from RefSeq and is a predicted model, not a curated record. Lineage: Eukaryota; Metazoa; Chordata; Amphibia; Anura; Dicroglossidae. The coding region runs from base 83 to 2524 and encodes 813 amino acids. The transcript has 21 exons. Gene Ontology annotation, biological process: proteolysis.
AUCACCCCAUUUUACCCAUAUACUUGUUUAUUUCCUUGUUAUUUAUUCUGUUUUUGAGUUGCGUUGACAAACCUCUGACGCCAUGGAUGCCGCUGCGCUGGAAGUGGACGCUUUAAAGUUUGCGAAGUUGGCUGUCAUCAAUGACCAAAUAGGAAAAUAUAAAGAAGCUGUGUUCUUUUACAAGGAAGCAGCCCAAGCCCUCAUUUAUGCUGAGAUGGCCGGUUCAACCCUGGACAACAUUCAGGGCAAGAUAAAUGAGUACCAGGACCGGGUACAAGCUCUGUUUAAUGCAGUUCAAGCUCAGAACAUUGAAACAUUAAAAUCUAAACAGCAACUGGACCUGGAACGAGCACGCUUCCUUGUCACACAGGCAUUUGAAGAAGAUGACAAAGGAAAUGCAGAAGAAGCCAUUGAGCUGUAUUCAGAGGCAGUAGAGCUUUGCUUGACAACAUCUAAUGAAACUACAGAUCAAAACCUACAAACCAAACUGAAGCAGCUGGCUCGGCAAGCCUUAGACAGGGCGGAAUCUUUAAAGGAAUCUACGUCCAAGUCUUCUGCCAAAGACAAGAUAUCUGUCCUCAAGCCAAGCCAACCAGCAAGACAAUACUUUCCUCUGGGUCCAGACUUCAGUUUAAAUGAUAAACCACCAACUGCCAAACCUGCCCAGAGUAAUGAGCCACCUCGCCAGAGAUACACAUCAGAGGAGAUCGAAGUGCUUAGGAAGACCUCAAAAAUCAACGGCAUUGAGUAUGUUCCAUUCAUGAGUGUCGACCUGAAGGAACGUUUUGCCUUUCCCAUGCCAUACUCGGACAAGUAUGGCAAGUUGGCACUAUCCCCCAAACAGAAAGCCAUGUUUUCCAGGUGGAUGAGACCAGACGAAAUAACCAACAACCCCACAAUGAUCUAUACUGUGUCAAGUUUCAGCAUUAAGCAGACCAUAGUGUCAGAUUGCUCCUUUGUGGCCUCCCUUGCCAUCAGCGCUGCUUAUGAGAGACGGUAUAACAAGAAGCUCAUAACAAGCAUAAUCUUUCCACAAAAUAAGAAAGGAGAGCCGGAGUAUAACCCAUGUGGGAAAUAUAUGGUGAAACUGCACAUCAAUGGUGUGCCUAGAAAGGUUAUAAUAGACGAUUUUCUUCCUGUGGAUCAUAAUGGAGAGUUGCUGUGCUCAUAUUCUAACAACAAGAAUGAAUUGUGGGUGUCUUUAAUUGAAAAAGCCUACAUGAAGGUGAUGGGAGGUUAUGACUUUCCUGGAUCCAAUUCGAAUAUCGACUUACAUGCACUGACUGGAUGGAUACCAGAGAGGAUUGCUAUGCACUCAGGCAACCAGGCCUUUGAUAAAGAAAGCACUUUUAGAAUGCUCUACCAAAGAUUUCACAAAGGUGAUGCACUUAUUACUACAGCUACAGGAGUGAUGACUGAAGAAGAAGGGGACAAAUGGGGCUUGGUCCCUACACAUGCAUAUGCCGUCUUGGACAUUAGGGAAUACAAGACGUUGAGGUUCCUGCAGUUGAAGAACCCCUGGAGUCAUUUAAGGUGGAAAGGCCGUUUUUGUGAGAAGGACGAGAGGAGCUGGACCCCAGAGCUGCAGAAAUACUUGAAUUUUGAUCCACGGACAGCCCAGAAAAUUGACAAUGGUAUCUUCUGGAUUACAUGGGAAGAUCUGUGUCAGUACUAUGAUGUCAUCUAUUUAAGCUGGAACCCAAGCCUCUUCAAAGAAUCAACAUGUAUCCACAGUACAUGGGAUGCAAAGCAGGGCCCAGUGAAAGACGCUUACAGUCUUGCAAACAAUCCUCAGUACAGACUUGAAGUCCAGUGUCCUAAAGGAGGAGCUGCAGUAUGGAUCUUGCUAAGCAGGCACAUCACUGAUAAGGAUGACUUUGCACAGAACCGAGAGUUUAUAACGCUUGUUGUUUACCAGAACGAUGGUAAAAAGGUUUACUACCCAGCUGACCCUGUCCCCUACAUUGAUGGAAUCCGGAUAAACAGCCCUCAUUACCUGACAAAGAUCCCCCUGACUACCGCAGGGGCCCAUACCUUCACUCUGGUGGUGUCUCAGUAUGAGAAGCAGAAUACUAUCCAUUACACACUCAGGGUCUAUGCAGCUUGCAAGUUUACAUUCUCCAAGAUCCCAACUCCAUACACAAUCAACAAACGGGUGAACGGCCAGUGGAAGGGACAGAGUGCUGGAGGAUGCGGCAACUUCAGAGAAACCCACAAAAAUAACCCUGUGUACCAGUUUCAGGUGGAGAAAGCUGGACCGUUACUGACUGAGUUGAGAGGACCAAGACAGUAUAGUGUGGGCUUUGAGGUUGUCACUGUGUCCACACCUGGAGAUCCAGGACCAUCGGGAUUCCAGAAGAAAAGCAGCGGAGAUUACAGAUGUGGAUUCUGCUACCUAGAAAUAGAAUGUGUACCAGCAGGAGUAUAUAACAUCAUCCCCACCACAUUUUUGCCUGCCCAGGAGGGCCCAUUCUUUUUGGACUUCAAUAGUACUACACCAAUCAAGGUUUCCCAGCUACAGUGAUCGAGAAAUGUCAGCGAGCUCUUCUCAGGACAUACCUCCGCAAUACAAUUCCGACUGGUAGCGGGAGAACCCAGCCAUGCAUGGAGUUUCAGUGGCGCAUGCAGAGGGAAUCAUUAAGCCUUCAAUACUGUUCUAGAUAUCAUACUUCAUACUGCGUAUACAACCCUGCCUGAAGAACUUUCUUUUAUAGAGGGGGAAGGGUAACUGCUGGCAGCCUGCAGUUUAAUGUGUACUUGAAUAUUUUAUUCAAAUAAUAGAGCUAUAAAUAAAUAUUUUUCCAACACA